Molecule: messenger RNA, 1704 nt
Organism: Coccidioides posadasii C735 delta SOWgp
Lineage: Eukaryota; Fungi; Ascomycota; Eurotiomycetes; Onygenales; Onygenaceae
Molecular function (GO): flavin adenine dinucleotide binding; N,N-dimethylaniline monooxygenase activity; NADP binding
Source: RefSeq, a predicted model, not a curated record
AUGGCCCCUAACAACUAUGCCCGAACCUCAGUCGGCAACAAGGAAUAUACCAAGGCUGCUGUUGUUAUCAUUGGUGCUGGAAUUUCAGGACUUUGUACCGCCAUCAAUCUGAUCAAAAAUAAUAUCCACAAUUUCGUCAUUCUCGAAAAGAGUGCCGGUCUCGGGGGAACCUGGCGAGAUAACAAAUAUCCGGGGUGCUGCUGUGAUGUUUAUUCCCACUUAUACAGCUUCUCUUUCGAACAGAAUCCAGAUUGGACGAGACUGUAUUCCGACCAACAGGAAAUUUUGAACUACCUUCGAAAGGUCGCAGCGAAAUAUAACCUAUACCCAUAUAUUCGGUUUAGCUCCGAGGUGGAAGAGUCACGAUGGGAUGAGGUCGAAAAGAAAUGGUGCACAAAAGUCAAAGUGAUUGGCAGCAAAGAUGUUGAAUUCGGAGAGGAAUACUCCAUCACCUCGGACUUCCUGGUGUCGGGAAUUGGUCAACUCAACUAUCCCCAGUAUCCAUCGAUUCCCGGCAUUGAGACUUUCAAGGGGAAGAUGAUGCAUUCUGCCAGGUGGGAUUGGAGCUAUGAGCUCAAGGAUAAGAAGAUUGGCAUUAUCGGAAAUGGUGCCACCGCUGCCCAAAUCGCCCCCGAAGUUGCCAAAGAGGCUUCUCAUCUUACCAUCUUCCAGCGAACACCAAACUGGGUUGUACCUCGGCUGGACAUGAACGUCUGGAAACCAUUUCGGGCUAUAUUCAGAUACUGCCCUCCGGCGCUGUGGAGAUUACGCGCAUCGAUAAUGGAUUUCCGCGAAGCUGUCCAUGUUGUGAUGCGAGAUCCCAACUCAAAUACUGCAGAGCUGAUACGAAAAGCCAGUUUGCAUAUUAUGCACAAAGCUCUUCCCAAUCAACCCGAUCUAUGGGAAAAGUUGACCCCGGACUAUCCUCCAGGAUGCAAACGCAUGAUCCUGAGUGACGAUUACUUCCCAACCCUCGCUCGUGAUAAUGUAUCCCUCGAGACUGGGCAUAUCGAUUGUAUCACUGAGAAGGGAAUCGUCAUCGACGGCGUCGAGCAAGACCUAGACCUCAUAGUCCUUGCCACAGGCUUUCGCACCGUCGAAUUCAUGCACCCGAUCAAAAUAUACGGUAGGGACGGAAGACCAUUGAGUGAAAUCUGGGAAGGUGGUGCUCGUGCUCUCUAUGGUGUGGCAGUCGAAGAUCUUCCCAACUUUGCCAUGCUGUAUGGCCCCAACACAAAUCUCGGCCAUAACUCCAUCAUCCUCAUGAUCGAGGCCCAAUCUCGGUACAUCCUUGCACUGAUCAAAGCCGUCCUGCGCGCAAGGGAGUAUAACCAAGGCCUCGCCAUAACUCCGAAACCGGGCAAAGUCGAAGAGUUCAAUUCGAAUCUCCAAAAGGCACUAUCCAGUACCGCAUUUGCGUCGCCAGGCUGCCAAAGCUGGUAUAAAACAGCUGAAGGUUUGAUCACAAACAAUUGGUCUGGCACGGUGGUGGAUUAUCAGAAACUUUUGUCAAAACUAAACUGGGAUGAUUUUGAUUUGGAGGGUAAUGGGGCGGAAGCGAUGCGUAAGAAGCACGUUGCGAAUCUCGGUCGUGUUCGGGAAGAAUCUCUGCUGGGAUUUAAAAGUUUGGGUGUCACCGCUGCCCUUGCGAUUGUGGGCACGCUGGCAUAUAAAGCACCUCACUUGCUCCCAAGAUGGCGAUGA